CAUGAAAUAAACAAACAAAACGGUUAUUGUCAGAAAAAUGUAAAAAUUCCAUGUAUAUUUACCAUGGCAGAGGAAAGUGUGAUUCCCGCGGCAAAAAUUCGAGAAGGUUUUACUGCUCUAGCUAGAGAAGCAAGAGAGUUAUACUUAGAUGCUGAGGUUGCUGAACUGACAUCUGUGCCAGAUCCGCUGUCGUUUUACAGAGAGUUUGUGUCCCCUAAUAAGCCAGUGGUCAUCAGGGGUGGACUGGAUUGGCCGGCCCUUACAGUGUGGACUCCUCAAUAUUUGAGAUGUAAAGCCGGGAGAUUGCCUGUCAGUGUGGCCGUAACUCCCAAUGGCUAUGCGGAUGCUGUCAAUGGAAACAAUUUUGUCAUGCCGGAAGAACGUAGAAUGAUCUUGGCUGAGUUUCUAGACAUCAUAGAACAACCAGACUCUGCAAAUGGGGUUUUCUAUAUUCAGAAACAAAACUCCAACUUCACUGAAGAAUUUGAUGAUAUAAUUGGUGACGCAGGACGAGACAUAUCCUGGGCUACAGAGGCAUUUGGAAAGUCCCCUGAUGCAGUGAAUUUCUGGAUGGGAGAUGGAAGGGCUGUGACUUCAUUACAUAAGGACCAUUAUGAGAACCUAUAUUGUGUGGUAUCUGGAUGGAAGAAGUUCAUCCUCAUUGCACCAACAGAUCUGCCAUUUGUCCCUUAUGAUAUUUACAAGCCUGCUCAUUACAAGGAAUUGAAGGGAGAGUUUGUAAUUCAACAGCUGGACGAGAUGCCAGAGGUACCCUGGAUUCCGGUUGACCCUCUAAACCCUGAUAUGGAGAGGUACCCUGAGUUUGCCCACACCCUCUGUUACGAAGUCACAGUGAAUGCAGGAGAUAUUCUCUACCUGCCGUCACUCUGGUUCCACCAUGUCAGACAGUCACACGGAUGCAUCGCAGUGAAUUACUGGUAUGACAUGGAAUUUGACAUCAAGUAUAAUUACUUCAAGUUUGUGGAAAAACUGGCAGAAGUUCAAGAAACUCACAGUAAGAAAGUUCCUCCCAGAACAACCAUGAAGGACAGUACAGUCAGCUGAUGUCAGACAUCACCAUGCAGUCACAGGCAUGAAGGACAGUGCAGUCAGCUGAUGUCAAACAUUACCAUGCAGUCACAGGCAUGAAGGACAGUGCAGUCAGCUGAUGUCAAACAUUACCAUGUAGUCACAGACAUGAAGGACAGUACAGUGAGCUGAUGUCAGACAUCACCAUGCAGUCACAGACAUGAAGGACAGUACAGUGAGCUGAUGUCAAACAUUACCAUGC
Messenger RNA from Liolophura sinensis, 1291 nucleotides. Its product is annotated as bifunctional peptidase and (3S)-lysyl hydroxylase Jmjd7-like. The coding region runs from base 64 to 1065 and encodes 333 amino acids. NCBI's taxonomy places the organism in Eukaryota, Metazoa, Mollusca, Polyplacophora, Chitonida, Chitonidae. The record is from RefSeq and is a predicted model, not a curated record. The transcript is spliced from 8 exons.